This is a messenger RNA of Diaporthe amygdali, 1710 nucleotides long. RefSeq lists its product as uncharacterized. Gene Ontology annotation, molecular function: protein binding. The record is from RefSeq and is a predicted model, not a curated record. NCBI's taxonomy places the organism in Eukaryota, Fungi, Ascomycota, Sordariomycetes, Diaporthales, Diaporthaceae. The transcript has a single exon. Bases 1 to 1710 code for a protein of 569 amino acids.
AUGCUUUCCAUCUUCCUGUCAAAACACCUGGAAAACAACUUGAUCGCACAACAUCCUCAAUGUGAACUGAAGAGAAAGCAGCGCUUGGCGCUUUUUUUCUUCUGCGAUGGAUCGGAUACGCAAAAAAGCUCAGAGACAGGCAUCCUGCGUGGCCUAUUAUUCCAGGCAAUCCGUCAACGGCCAUCCUUGCUGGGCCACCUGAUAAGGAUUUGUGAAGAUCAAAGCAAAGAUCUCUUUCAAGACUGGUCUUUCGAAUGUCUCUGGACGGUCUUACGGGCAUUUCUUCUCGAUGCGGCCAUACCUGGUACGCUUGGACUGAAAGAGGACGAGUUAGAAGAUCCUCAAAAUCCUUCGGCCUGCAUCAUCGUGGACGGCCUGGACGAAUGUGAAGCACCCUCCAUACGCAGAUUGGUGCACAAGUUGUCCAGGCUUGAGGAAGACGACGAACUACGUGCGCGAAUGAAGGUGAUCGUCAUUAGCAGGGAGAGGCCCAACCUUCGAUACGCGUUUGUGGGACGUUAUUUACAGCUGAACCUGGAAGACCCGCGCAAUGCACAAGCUGUCUUCGCAGACGUCCAGCGAUACAUCGUCCAGCAAGUGGACAGUAUAGCUUCUGCUGACAAAAAAGACUACCCAGAAGAACUUCGCAAUUCAGUGGCAAGUUUCCUUAGCCAAAACACACAAGCGAAGUUCCUUUGGGUCUUCCUGGUCAUGACGGAGCUGGAGGCAACAUCCCGCAUCGAGGCAUGGGAACAACUCAGCCGUCUACCUUCUACGAUAGAUGCUCUGUAUGAAUGGAUGAUUAUGAAAAUACCGCAUCAAUGGCGAGAGACGUUGUCCAAGGUUCUUCUAUGGGUCACACUUGCCUAUCGUCCCUUGUCCGUCGCGGAACUGGCUACAGCUCUAGAUGAACGACGUCUCGGGUUGACAGACUCGGAAAUAAUACGCGGCUGCGUCAGCCACUGUGGCCAAAUCUUACGAACGGCCGCUGACGGAACAAUUCAUCCAGUACACCACAGCGCUCGGGAAUACCUCUAUGAACGACUCGAGUCAGCUCCAUCGUUCUUCAAGGACUGCGUCGAGCUGAAUCCUUUCAAUCUCAAGGAGGGCCACAAGUUCAUUGCCAGUUUUUGCAUAAAGAACUUGGUGAUUCCCAAUUGGCCAGGAAUUCGAGAUAGUGGUAAACGAAGCAAGAAAAACGAGAAGACCAGGGACCGUGCCAGAUUCAGCUCGGGCACAUCGACUGCCCUUUCGGACUAUGCCAGAGAAUUUUGGGCAAGGCAUAUCAGAAAUGCCGAGGACUUGAUGUUGGAGAUAGCAGACAGCCAUUCGGAGUUAUUCGGAGAGAAUUCUUCAACGCGUGGGUUGCUGGCCCAUGAGUUCUCAAAGGGUCUUUUGACGAUGGACACUCCCAUCCUCCACUUCGCGGCGUAUCAUGGAUUUACACCACUCGUCCAACGACUUCUUAAGAGGGGAUGGAGGAAUAAGCUGAGGGCACGACGUUUGAUGAGACAGAAAGACAGCCUUGGUCGCACUGCUCUGCAUCUAGCUACGCACUACCACGAUAACGUCCCUAUCGUUGAGUUGUUGCUUGGUCGAGGUGCCGACGUGUCUUGCAAAGACCACGCGGGCGCCACAGCGCUCGAUCACGCGACGAAAUACGGCACUCCCGAGAUGGUCAGCUUCCUCGUGGCUCAGGGACAGCAAUAA